AUGUGUGUUAUUUCAAAAGCAAGCGGUGGUGCUUUUAUGUUUGGAAUUCUACUUGGAUGGUCAGCACCAGCUGCAUCUCAAAUCAUUGAAAGACAUGAAGAUGACUUUUAUUUCUGGAUAACUAACAGUCAGUUCACUUGGAUUGUUGCGAUGAUGCCUCUUGGAGCUGUUUUUAGUUGCGUUUUAUCCGGUAUCAUUCGAAAUAUUAUUGGAACGAGAUUUACAUUUUUGCUGUUUGGGAUUCCUAUUCUAAUUGGAUUGACAUUGCUCACGAUUCCGUUAAACCCCGGAAUGUUGAUUGCAGGAAGGUUUCUUUGCGGGAUUUCUAUUGGUUGUUACAGCUACAUUGUCCCUAUCUACGUGGGUGAAAUUGCAUCAAAUAAAAUUCGUGGAAGACUUCUCAGUCUCUUCCAAGUUUGCCUAAAUUUUGGAAUUCUUUUUAUUUACAUUCUCGGACAUUUCACAACAUAUCGAGUAUUCAAUAUUGUAUGUGGAAUUCUUUCAAUUUUUUAUUCCUUUGGUUGCUUGGUUCUUCCUGAGUCACCGCCUUUUCUGAUUAGGAAACAACGCGAACUUGAUGCAGAUUACUCGUUGAAAAUAUUGCGAGGAAAAUCUUUUAAUACUUACGAAGAAAUUCAAAUGCUAAAGAGGCAACAUCAAGAAUUUUUAAACCAAAAAAAGACAAUUACUGAAAUAUUUAAAACUAAAACAACAUUGAAAGCUUUUUUCAUAAUUAUGCUUCAAUUCACAUUUCUUCAAAUGACCGGCAUCAAUGCAGUUCUUUUUUUCUCCACAAUAAUAUUUAAUGAAGCAAAAAUUAAUUUAGAGCCAGGAAUUGCAAGUAUUAUUGUGGCGAGUGUUCUAGUUUGUGCAACAUUUUUGUCAGUAACUUUUGUCGAUCGCUUCGGUCGCAAAUUUCUUUUGAUAUCAUCAAAUAUUUUAAUGUUUUUUGGACUUUGUGGUAUCGGCACAUAUUUCACUUUAAAAGACGAAGGAAAUAAUAUUGACGCUUUGACGUGGUUGCCUGGUUUUCAAGUGGAAUGGGCCCAAUAA
Molecule: messenger RNA, 1053 nt
Organism: Clunio marinus
Lineage: Eukaryota; Metazoa; Arthropoda; Insecta; Diptera; Chironomidae
Source: the annotation of a GenBank genome assembly